Molecule: messenger RNA, 855 nt
Organism: Perca flavescens (yellow perch)
Lineage: Eukaryota; Metazoa; Chordata; Actinopteri; Perciformes; Percidae
Gene: hspb12
Product: heat shock protein, alpha-crystallin-related, b12
Exons: 4
Coding region: 1-630 (209 amino acids)
Source: RefSeq, a predicted model, not a curated record
AUGGCAUCACUGACAUCUUCCAGCCGCAGAUCCUCCUCAUCCUACCGCUCAUCGUCACGUUACAGCACCUCCAGCACCCAUCGGUCAGAGGGCUCACUGGGUGGAUCGUCAGAUUCUUUGGAUCCCCUUUUUGAGCCGUUUCUUGACUCUGCUGAUCAUUCCAGUCUGUUUGUAGAAGAGAGCCCCGGAGGACCCAGUUGUUUGGCCCCCUUCAGCAGACACAGCAGAUCAUCCUAUGGAUACACUGCGUACGGCUGUACAUUUCAUCAUUGGUCAGCUCCUGUAGGCAGUACUUUGACAGGCCGACAGAGCAGCACAGGUGGCGGGGUGCGAUGUCUGGGAGAUAGCUACUACAUGUCAGCUGACGUCAGCCAGUUUGAGCCACAUGACGUAGUGGUGAUGGCCUACAACCACCAUGUUGUCAUUCAUGCCCAGAAGGUACUAGAUGAUGGAAGUGUCAGUGACACAUUCACCCAUAAGUCCCUGUUUCCGGAGGAUAUGGACCCAUUGUCGGUCAGUGGGACCCUUAACCCUGAUGGUACCCUGGUGGUGAGUGUCCACCGGACCACGACCCUGGGUGAGCUGGAGGCCCUGGGUGUCCCCACCUACCGCAGUGAAGCUCACCUUUGACUUAAUGUGGCUUCAUCUUCUCACAGUAUCUCAGCUUUUUUUUAUAUUAUUUGAUGACAGUGUUGUGAGGUACACUCACCUAUCAAGCCGAUCAAGGCAUUAUAAUUUAAAUGUCUGUGAAUAACAAGUUAUUUUUCUGUUCAGCACACUUUGGUCCAUUUGGAACAUAUCACAGAAACUUCUGUGAAGAUUGCGAUGACAUUUAAUAUUAACAUUAAUGACUUG